Gadus chalcogrammus (walleye pollock) is the source of this 1705-nucleotide messenger RNA. Its product is annotated as glypican-5-like. The transcript is spliced from 11 exons. Gene Ontology annotation, cellular component: extracellular region; plasma membrane; cell surface. The coding region runs from base 53 to 1705 and encodes 550 amino acids. Gene Ontology annotation, biological process: positive regulation of canonical Wnt signaling pathway; regulation of protein localization to membrane; cell migration. NCBI's taxonomy places the organism in Eukaryota, Metazoa, Chordata, Actinopteri, Gadiformes, Gadidae. The record is from RefSeq and is a predicted model, not a curated record.
CCGUCCAACUUUCCAAAGCGCGGACCUGUUGCGGUUUAUCUUUCUCUAUUGGAUGCUGGUUGCGUGUUGCUGCACGGCGCAUGCAGAUGACUGUCUGGAGGUGAAGACUGCUUACAUGAUGCGCCAAAUAGGUCCAGUGGAGUUGGUGCCUAACAAACCCAAAAUAGGUGAGCCUCUGGAGGUGUGUAGCCACGCUGGCCCCAGCUGCUGUAACAGCCCGAUGGAGGACAGCUACAUGACCGCAGUCCGCGCCGAGACACAGCAGAGGAUCAGAUCCUACAGCUUUGAGCUCAAAUACCUGCUAGCCGGACACAGCAGGGCAUUCCAAGAGACCUUCCUGUCGCUGGCGUCCUUCACGUCUAACCUGACCAGCACUCUCCUGGACAGCGCCUACUCCGCCCUGGCCUCCGACUGUCGCCCCCUGGUGGCCCGGCUGUUCCAGGACAUCGAGCUGCACCUCUCUGGGGACGCCGGCAGCUCGCUGGAGCUCGCCGUGCGCCGUUUCUACGACGACCUGUUCCCAUUGGUCUACCGUCGCCUGCUCAACCCCGGGAUUGGCCACACGACCCCCCCCUCCGCCCACUCCUCCACCAAUCAGGACGAGUGCCUGCGCAUGACCAGGCAGGACGUCAGCCCGUUCGGGCCCCACCCCCGGCUGCUGAUCGGCAGCCUAUCACGCGCCCUGGAGCCGGGCAGGGCGCUGAGCCGGCUGCUGGGAUUGGCCGGGGAGGUGGUGAACGCCACGGACAAGGUGGCGCUGGGCAGGGAGUGUGGGCGGGGCCUGGUGCGGAUGCAGUACUGCUCUCACUGCCGGGGGCUCACCCUGAUCCGCCCCUGCAACGGCCUGUGUGUCAACAUCAUGAGGGGAUGUCUGGUGGGGGUGUCUGAACUGGGGGGCCCCUGGACCAGCUCGGUGCUGCUGCUACAACGCUUAGCCGCGAUGCUAGCCGCUAGCAGCGGCCCCAACACCAUGGAGCUGGCCCUGCUGUCGGUGCGGAGCUACGUCAACGACGCCAUACUGCACGCCCAGCUGCACGGGCCGCGCAUCACGGCCACGGUGGAGAAGGUGUGUGGUCAGCAGACAGAAACACACAAUGCUGCUUCAGCUGAACCAGAAUUCUUGACAUUUGGGGUCAAAUCGACGACCUCGUUGACCUCCUCCUGGGCCCUCUCGCCCGGCCCUGAGACCCCCCAGGACUCCCAGCCGGCCCCCAGAAGGUCCCUGCCUCUCAAAGGACCCAGAGGGGAUAAGCUCCGCAGCCUGAAGAAACUGUCCAGGGAGUUCGAGGGCUCUAUCCAGCGCUACCAGUGGUUCUUCUCCGAGCUGCCGGAGAUGUUGUGUGAGAGCGAGAUCGAGGUGGGCCAGCACACCUGCUGGAGCGGGCGGGACGUUGUAGAAAGUUAUACAGGUCCUGUGGUUGACGGCAGUCUCAAAGCCCAGAGAGAGAACCCGGAGAUGUCUGUACGCAAUACCGACGCUGGCCUGCGGGGGGCGAAAAAGAGGCUGGAGCAGCUGAUAAAGGACCUGCUGGGGGAGCUGGGCUGGGCCAGCAGAGGUAGAGGCCAGCAGGAGGAAGAGGAGGAUGGGAGCGGGCAGAGAGAGGCGGGCAGCGGGGAAGAGUGUGACGACGAGGACGGCUGCGAAGGAUCUGCACACGACAAUGGUGAGAAGGAGGCAGAGGGCAUGAUGGUGGAGUGCCAGUAG